Molecule: messenger RNA, 6084 nt
Organism: Rhea pennata
Lineage: Eukaryota; Metazoa; Chordata; Aves; Rheiformes; Rheidae
Gene: SEMA3C
Product: semaphorin 3C
Exons: 18
Coding region: 424-2679 (751 amino acids)
Biological process (GO): neural crest cell migration; positive regulation of cell migration; negative regulation of axon extension involved in axon guidance
Cellular component (GO): plasma membrane
Molecular function (GO): chemorepellent activity; semaphorin receptor binding
Source: RefSeq, a predicted model, not a curated record
GGUGCAGCGGAGCGCGGGGUGAGGCGGCUGGCGAGCGCGGCGGCGAGGGCAGCGCCGAGCCGAGCCGAGCCGAGCCGAGCCGAGCCGCUCUCUGUAAUCGGAAACCAAAGCUUUCACCGUCAUCGCGCGGCUACUUUCCAUUCACUCCUAGGUGCUUAAUUGAGGGCUGGGGAGAAGAGUUGCUGGUGCCUUAGGAGUCCGGCUAUAAGGAUUAUUUUACAGAGGAACCGGGAGUACCUUUGCAACCAUCAGGAAGAGAGAUUAUUUUUUCCCCUCCCCACAGUGAGCCAGAUUUGGAAUUAAAAUGUUCUGGUAACAGGACUGGAGUCCAUAAACUGAUAGAAACCAGAUAGAAAUCUGUAUUACUGGCUCCUCCAAUAGCAGGGUUUCAUUUCUUGGAUAUUAAGUUGCAAAUCUGAAGAGAUGGCAUCGCUUGCACUGCACGUGUUGAUUGGGAUAUUUAUUUACUCUGGUCAUGUGAAAGGAUCUCCACAGCCUCAAGCAAGGGUGUUUUUAACAUUCAAUGAGCUGCAAGAAACUAAGACCUCCGAAUAUUACAGAGUAUCCCACAAUCCCCUGGAUUACAGGAUAUUAUUAAUGGAUGAAGAUCAGGACAGGAUUUAUGUGGGCAGCAAAGAUCAUAUUCUGUCUUUGAAUAUUAAUAAUAUCAGCCAGGACCCUCUCAGUAUUUUCUGGCCAGCAUCAGCAAACAAGGUUGAAGAGUGCAAAAUGGCUGGCAAAGAUCCUACGCAUGGCUGUGGAAAUUUUGUGCGUGUGAUACAGUCCUACAAUCGCACACAUCUGUAUGUUUGCGGCAGUGGAGCUUUCAGCCCAGUGUGUGUAUACAUCAACAGAGGACGCAGGUCUGAGGAACAAAUCUUCAAGAUCGACUCCAAGUGUGAAUCAGGGAAAGGACGCUGCUCUUUCAACCCUAAUGUGAACACGGUGUCUGUAAUGAUCAAUGAAGAGCUUUUUUCAGGCAUGUAUAUUGAUUUCAUGGGGACGGAUGCUGCCAUUUUCCGCAGCUUAACCAAACGCAAUGCUGUGAGAACCGAUCAACACAACUCAAAGUGGCUAAGCGAGCCUAUAUUUGUGGAUGCUCAUGUUAUCCCAGAUGGCACUGACCCCAAUGAUGCCAAAGUCUACUUCUUCUUCAAAGAGAGACUCACGGACAACAGCGGCAGCACAAAGCAAAUCCAUUCAAUGAUUGCAAGAAUAUGCCCCAAUGACACAGGUGGCCAGCGUAGCCUUGUGAACAAGUGGACAACAUUCUUGAAAGCGAGACUUGUGUGCUCAGUCAUGGAUGAAGAUGGAACAGAAACAUACUUUGACGAAUUAGAGGAUGUGUUUCUUUUAGAAACAGAUAACCCCAGAACAACACUUGUGUAUGGAAUUUUUACAACAUCAAGCUCCAUAUUCAAAGGCUCAGCUGUGUGUGUGUAUCAUUUAUCUGACAUCCAAACCGUGUUCAAUGGGCCAUUUGCACACAAGGAGGGCCCGAACCACCAGCUGAUUCCAUAUCAGGGCAGAAUUCCAUAUCCACGACCUGGCACUUGUCCAGGAGGAGCCUUCACACCCAAUAUGAGGACAACCAAAGAGUUUCCAGACGAUGUUGUGACCUUCAUCAGGAAUCACCCUUUGAUGUUUAAUCCCAUUUACCCAAUCCACAAGAGGCCAUUAAUAAUUCGAAUAGGAACAGACUACAAGUAUACCAAGAUUGCUGUGGACCGUGUGAAUGCUGCUGAUGGAAGAUAUCAUGUCUUGUUUCUUGGAACAGACCAAGGAACUGUUCAAAAAGUUGUUGUCCUACCCACUAACUUCUCUGCAAGUGGAGAACUCAUUUUAGAAGAGCUGGAGGUUUUUCAGAGUAAUUCUCCAAUAACAACAAUGAAGAUUUCAUCUAAAAAGCAACAGUUGUAUGUGAGCUCAAAUGAGGGGGUCACCCAGGUGUCCUUGCACCGCUGCCAUAUCUACGGGACCGCUUGUGCUGACUGCUGUUUAGCCCGCGACCCUUAUUGCGCCUGGGAUGGCAAUUCCUGCUCCAGGUUCUAUCCCACAGGGAAAAGGAGGAGUCGCAGGCAAGACGUGAGACAUGGAAACCCUCUGACUCAGUGUCGAGGUUUCAACCUGAAAGCAUACAGAAAUGCUGCUGAAAUCAUCCAGUAUGGAGUAAAAAACAACACCACCUUUCUUGAAUGUACACCCAAAUCUCCUCAGGCUUCUAUUAAAUGGUUACUACAGAAAGACAACGACAGAAGGAAAGAGGUCAAGCUUAAUGAAAGGAUCAUAGCUACUGAGCAAGGACUCCUGAUUCGCUCUGUCCAAGAUACUGAUCGAGGACUUUACCAUUGCAUUGCAACAGAGAACAGCUUCAAGCAAACGCUAGCCAAGAUCAAUUUCAAAGUGCUGGAUCCAGAGAUGGUGGCCUUCAUGACGGACAAGUGGUCCCCUUGGACCUGGGCCAGUUCAGUACGAGCGCUGCAGUUCCACCCAAAGGAUUUUGUAGGAGCUUUCAGUCAUUCAGAGAUGCAGAUGAUUAAUCAGUAUUGCAAAGACAGUAGACAGCAAGGUCAGCAAAGGGAAGAAUCCCAGAAGAUGAGGGGGGACUACAGCAAAUUAAAGGCCCUUAUUAACAGCAGGAAAAGUAGAAAUAGAAGGAAUCAGUUACCUGGAUCUUAAUUUUAUUAUGUAGCAAUAGAUGUCUUUGUCCUCACUGUAGGGGGGUAAAUAUUUGUCUAUUGAGAACAAAUUUGAGCAAACUUGAUAAAAAUUUAAAUGAAAAUCCAACAAGCCUCAGAAAAGAUUCUCCUCACAAUAAAACGCAGUGUAACUUAAGAAAAAUAUUGGAGCAUUUUAUUUCCUAGAUGCUUACUGGCACUAGGCUGAGCCCUGUCAUAGAAGCAAAACUGAGUAUUCAUCUUAAACCAGAUUCACGUUUGACAUAUCAAUAUUUAAUUACAGUUCAACAGAAAUCUUUAAAAAGACAAUGUAUUAUUUUAUGACUCUGUAACUGUACCAAACAGACUGGUGGUGUAAGAAUCUGAGUUAAGAUGCAUGCUCAGAGUGGGAUGGUACUAAGAUUUCCUUGCACUGCAUUUAAGAACAUGAGUUUCUACUUGUUUACGGUUCAAUAUUGGGUUUACAGCUUUCACUCAUUGUUCAAAUCAUGUGAAUGUGUGCAGAUAGGAAGCGAGUAAAGUAUAGUAGAAAUGUUUCAUUCAGAGGUCAAAUGAAGGAACAAGUAGGAGAACAGAAAUGAAUAAUUGUUUUUAUACUUUAUCAGAGGAAACACUGAUUAUUGUGCAUAGUAUGAGUUGUAAUAAAUUAAUAAGUUCUGGAAUGUAACUUAAAAUAUGUCUGCUCAUAUUGAUUUCUAUUAAUAUAGGAUGUCCUGUAACACUACAUAGCUUUAAAAGUGGCACAAAGCUAACAUGAGAAUGUUCAUUGUAGGUACAAUUUUGAAAAGCACCUAAGUGACUUAAGUAUUUUAGUUAUUUUUCAGAGUUGCACUCCAAUUGCUUCAGAUGCAGAAUGUAGGCAUACUGUACAGUUUACUCAGAAACUAAACUCGCAGGUUAACUUUAAUGUGUUAACUCCAUGAUUAAAUUGGAGAUGGUCCACAAUGUGGAAACAAGUGAUGAGCACCGUCUUUUUGCCCUUUUUCUUUUCAGUGUUCUUGUCAUAAUUUACUCCUUUUUGUCAGCUUUCUACUGACAAGAAGAGUAGGAAAAGAAAAAAAAAAAAAGAGGGGAAGAUAAAAACUGAAAAAAAAAUAGUUCUGGUCAAAACCUCAAAAAUAAAACGUUUUGAAAGGCAUAUUUAAACAAAAAUGUUUUUGUGUGUGAAGUUUUAAUGAAGUGUGUUUAGUUGAAGACUGGGUAAGUGUGCAUCUAUCAAACCGUCUUGGGAAAAGCUAUCACCUUUUGUGAUCAGCACUAAUGCCAAAAAGUAGCAACAAAUCUUGGUCAUUUCACUAUGUGAGAGGAUUCUGGAAUCCAGUGGGUCUGUUCACAGGAGAUAUAUAACAAGGAUUUAAUUUAUAUGACCUUAUAAAUAUGAUGUUUUAUUCCCUGAUAUUUUAUGUUGCUAUACAACAAUAUAAGCUAAUUAAUUAUGUUCAGCUGAAGAAAAUGUAAAUUUCUAAGCAAAAGGAGGAAAAUAACUUCUGAACCCAGAGAAGAUAAGAAAAAAUAUUUUUAAAAGAGUUGUUAGUUCCAGUAACAGAGGAUUCUCUAUUUAGAAGUACAGUUUUAAGCAUUUUUAUAAACAUUUGUUGAAACUCUUUGGGCAUUAUUUUGAUUCUGCUUCUGUUGGAAUACACUGGGAAUAAAUCUACAGGAGUUAGAAGGACAUCUCUGGAGCUACGCCAGUGUACAUUAGGAUCUAGGCAAUGGAGUUAACACUAGUAUUUAACUGAUACCAGAGUUGGAUAUGUCAAUUCAUCACCACCUGAUACAGAAUAGCCGGGAAAAGUGCCCUGAGCAAACCACUUAAACCUUGUCUCUAAGUCCCUUUGACUCUGGUGGGAGCUCUUGGGACUUGACUGCAUGUGCUCACUACUUGCUUCGAAGGGGAUAGCAAUGCUUAUUUGCUUACAUAUUAUCACAUAUUUAAGUGCUCUUCUUUAUCAAGGCCUAAAUGCAUAUUUAUGCAACACACAGCCCCUGCUAUCUAAGGUCCUUCCUUAUGGAAAACAUAGGGAAACUUUGGCUACAGUGAUCUUGGAUCUGACUCCAAAAGCUGGCAAAGCAGAUUCUGAGGAGAAAAAAAAAAAAAAAAAAAAAAGAGAGAGAGAGAGAGAGGUAAAUGAAAAUGAGAGGUUUUUUUCCCAGCUAACUUUUAGUGCAGCAAAUUACUUUUUUUUUUUCUUUUCCUGAGGAUGAGUGACUUCUGAAGUGCUUAAGUUGCAAACCAAAAAUUUGAGUGCCACGAAAUGGAACUACCUCCUAGAAUGACACUAGUGCAUAUGCUCUGUAUGCUACCAUGCUCUUCCUCAUUUCCCCAGCAGAUUUACUGCAGACUGAGUGUGAUAUUAAUGUCUAUUGUGAGGAUCAUAAUUCUUUCCAGAUGAAAUACAGUGGUUAAUAAGUACUUAAGGGUACAAUUUACUCUCUAAGUGGUUAGGUACAGAGAUAUUUUAACAGGCCCCCAUUAGGCCUCAGAAAUUAUAGUUACACUGUUUUCUAACAGAAUAUUGGCAAUAGGGGAUUCCGUUAAAACAAUCAGCAUAGCUCAGAGUUUCAUAUGAUUAUAAAAUAAUAUUUUUAAAGCUGCUUCAUAUACCAUUAUUAUGGUAUGACUGUUUAAGGGAUUACACUUAAACUAACAUUUUUCCUGCUGCAUGAAAACUUCAGCAUAUAUAUAUAUAAAUAUAUACAUAUAUAUAUAUAUAUAUAUAUAUAUAUAAAUAAGCUUCUGUCAACGUGUAACCGGUCCAAGCUUCCAUGCUUUCACAGACUUCCUCUGUGUAUAGAGUAACCAGGAGCCAGGUUCUCAGCUGGUAUAAACUCAUGCAACUUCCACAUUGUCCAUACAGGUACUAUGGUUUGUACCAGCUAAGUGUUUGGCCCUAAAUGUACAGAAUAGACAGACAGCAAUUUUUAUUUGUUUAAAAUAGCUCCUCUAUUGUAGGUAUCACCAAAACUUAGGACUGUAAUAUUGUUUGUGCUAUUUAAUACUUCCUAUUUUAAGGAUUACUAAAUAAUGUAUAUAAUUCUAUUCCUUAAAAAAUGCAAAAGCAAAAUGACUUCUAGACACAACUUCACCAAAUGUAAAGAUACGUUCUCUGCUAUUUUUUUGCUAUUUUUGUUUUGUGUAGUUUGUAAAGUUUGCUGAAACCUUGGCUUAACGAUGUGUUCUUUUGCAAUUGUUGUUAUUGUAGAUAUGUGUGUUUUAUUAAGAAAACGCUGUUUUUAAAAGUGUAGGUAUGUGUAUAAGUUCUUAGCAUGAUGAAACUGUAAUUACAGUGAAUAUGCAUUAUAUAGUGUGUAAGAAGAACAAAAUGUAGUAUAACAUAGUGCUAUUUAAUUGACUAUCUAAAAUAUUAUUUGCCUGACAAAAUAAAGUGUGUUGCAACAAUUAGAA